Molecule: messenger RNA, 1111 nt
Organism: Lepus europaeus (European hare)
Lineage: Eukaryota; Metazoa; Chordata; Mammalia; Lagomorpha; Leporidae
Gene: EFNA2
Product: ephrin A2
Biological process (GO): osteoclast differentiation; axon guidance; ephrin receptor signaling pathway
Cellular component (GO): plasma membrane
Molecular function (GO): ephrin receptor binding
Source: RefSeq, a predicted model, not a curated record
AUGGGGCGCCCUGCCCUGGACGUGUCUGUGCGGGCGGGCCUGGACGGGAGGCGCGGCGGAGGCGGGAGACCCCAGCCCAGGCCCCGUGCGGCCCGGGCGCGGCGGGAGGGGGCGCCCGCGGCCCUCCCGGCGCUCGCGCGGGACAAAGGCCGGAGCCCCGGCCCCUCCCGCGCCCGGGCCGCCCCCCGGCGCCCGCCGCCUGGCUUCUCGGCGCCCGAGGUCGCGCGCGCGCGGAGAGAGGCGGGGGGCGAGGGGAUCUCCAAGCGCCGCCGCGCCCUCCUCGCGCCCGCCCCCGCGCCCGCCCGCUCGGCGGCGGCGAGGAGGCGGAGACGGCUGGCAGGCGGCGGCCGGGAGAGAGCGCGGCGGCCGGACCGGGGGCCAUGGCGCCCCGCGCAGCGCCCGCUGCUGCCGCUGCUGCUGCUGCUGCUGCCGCUGCCGCCGCCGCCGCCCUGCGCGCGCGCGGAGGACGCCGCCCGCGGCAACUCGGACCGCUACGCCGUGUACUGGAACCGCAGCAACCCCAGGUUCCACGCGGGCGCGGCGGGCGACGGCGGCGGCUACACGGUGGAGGUGAGCAUCAACGACUACCUGGACAUCUACUGCCCACACUACGGGGCGCCACUGCCCCCCGCGGAGCGCAUGGAGCACUACGUGCUGUACAUGGUCAACGGCGAGGGCCACGCCUCCUGCGACCACCGGCAGCGCGGCUUCAAGCGCUGGGAGUGCAACCGGCCCGCGGCGCCGGGGGGCCCGCUCAAGUUCUCCGAGAAGUUCCAGCUCUUCACCCCCUUCUCCCUGGGCUUCGAAUUCCGCCCCGGCCACGAGUACUACUACAUCUCUGCCACGCCCCCCAACGCCGUGGACCGGCCCUGUCUGCGCUUGAAGGUUUACGUACGGCCGACCAACGAGACGCUGUACGAAGCGCCCGAGCCCAUUUUCACCAGCAACAGCUCCUGCAGCGGCCUGGGCGGCUGCCUCCUGCUGUGCACCGUGCCGGUGCUCUGGAGCCUGCUGGGCUCCUAGUGCCCGCCGGACGCCCACCCCGACCGCCUCAGAGACCAAAACGCUCUGCCGCUCCCCGACCGGUGCUGCCCGGGCCGAGCGCCUCCCG